Messenger RNA from Phycodurus eques (leafy seadragon), 3450 nucleotides. RefSeq names its product leucine rich repeat and Ig domain containing 1b (gene lingo1b). Gene Ontology annotation, molecular function: protein binding. The coding region runs from base 228 to 2099 and encodes 623 amino acids. The record is from RefSeq and is a predicted model, not a curated record. Lineage: Eukaryota; Metazoa; Chordata; Actinopteri; Syngnathiformes; Syngnathidae. The transcript has 2 exons.
UAUCAGCUUAUCAGUGCAGCUGGAUUUAGCGCAUCUGGAGAGGAUGAAGGUAUUUUGCGGAUGCCCCAAUUGAAAUUGAAAAGGGAUUCUUAUUGCUAUUGGACAUACAUCCACCUUUAGCUCUUAGAUCUGAGCCUGUCUUGUUUGCUGCAUCCCUGUCUCCAUGCUUUUGGAGGCAUUUUGAAUUUCCUUGGCAACAUGGAGCUGCUUGAAUUAGAAUUCUCUGCAUGACAGUCCUGGUUGACAGUAGGAUGGUCUCUGCUGAGGCAGGGGGGCACAGCUACUUAGUGGCGUGCUGGCAGCCCAUCCUCGUCCUGAUGUUGGGCACCGUCCUCUCUGGCUCAACCACCGGAUGCCCUUCCCGAUGUGACUGCAAUGCCCAAGAGCGCUCGGUCGUGUGCCAUCGAAGACGAUUGGCUACUUUCCCCGAAGGCAUCCCCACUGAAACAAAGCUCCUGGAUCUGAGCAAGAAUCGUCUAAAACUUCUUGGGCCAGAGGAAUUUAUCAACUACCCACAGCUGGAGGAGCUGCAGCUAAAUGAAAACACCAUUUCCUCCAUUGAGUCAGGGGCUUUUAGCAACCUCAUGAAUCUACGGAAUCUCGGGUUGCGCAACAACCAUCUGAAGCUCAUUCAGCUUGGGGUGUUCACAGGACUUAAUAACCUUACACAGCUGGAUAUUAGUGAGAAUAAAAUUGUCAUUCUGCUGGACUACAUGUUCCAGGAGCUCUACAACUUGAGGGUACUGGAAGUCGGUGACAAUGACCUCGUUUUCAUUUCACCACGAUCGUUUCAUGGCCUCAGCAAUCUUGAAACCCUCAACAUUGAGGGUUACAAGCUGUCUUCAGUGCCCACUGAUGCCCUGAGCCAUCUGCACAACCUGCUGUCACUUCGAUUACGGUAUCUGAACAUCACUGCCAUUAGGGAUUAUUCAUUUAAGCGGCUGUAUAGGCUCAGAGUUCUAGAAAUAUCACAGAUGCCUUCCCUGGAUACCAUGACCCCAAAAUGCUUGUUUGGAAUGAAUCUGACAUCUUUAGCAAUCACUAAUUGUAAUUUCACUUCCAUCCCUUACCAGGCUAUCAGCCACCUGAAUUAUUUACGAUUUCUAAAUCUGUCUUUUAAUCCCAUUCUUACUGUCGAAGGGAACCAAUUUCACAAUCUACAAAAGCUCCAGAUUUUUCAUUUGGCUGGUGGCAGAUUAAUUGCCAUUGAGCCAUACUCUUUCCGAGGACUAAAUCAUCUGCACAUUCUCAAUGUUUCUAGUAAUAGAUUGAGCACCCUGGAGGAGUCUGUCUUCCACUCGGUGGGUAAUUUGGAAACUCUGGCUUUGCAUGACAACCCUUUGGCCUGUGACUGUCGCUUGCUCUGGGUUUUCCGCCGGCGGUGGAGGUUAAACUUUAAUAGACAGCAGCCUAUCUGUUCGUCACCUGAUGUUGUGCAGGGAAAGGAGUUCAAGGACUUCCCAGAUAUCCUGCCUUCUGAUUAUUUCAUCUGCCAUAAAUCGAAGAUUGUGGAUAACAAGGUUCAAGAGAGCCAUGUGGAUGAAGGAACUACAGUCAGUUUUACUUGCCAAGCUGAGGGUGAGCCAGCCCCUGUCAUCAUGUGGCUCUCUCCUAAGAAAGAAUACAUCACCACCAAAACUGUGGGGACAAGACUUUCUGUGUCCGAUGACGGCAGACUAGAGGUUCGUUAUGCCCAAAUCCAAGACAACGGGACCUACUUGUGCAUUGCAAGCAAUGCAGCAGGCAAUGACACCAAAGUUGCUCAUCUUUUUGUGCAUAGCUACUCCCCUAAUUGGCCUCAUCAACCAAACAAGACAUUUGCCUUCAUUUCCAACCAACCCAGCGAUGAAGGUGCAAAUGUGACCCGGACCACAAUUCCAUUUCCAUUUGAUGUAAAGACACUAAUCAUUGCAACCACAAUGGGGUUCAUCUCAUUCCUUGGUGUUGUACUCUUCUGUCUUGUAAUUAUUUUCCUCUGGAGCAGAGGGAAGAACAACGCAAAACCAAGUAUAGAGGUUGAGUAUGUGCCACGUAAAGAAGAAGCAGAAGAGGCUAGUCCGGCAGAGACACCCAUACAAUUCAACAUGAAAAUCAUGUGAACCCUAAAAUGUGGUCAAACGGUGUAGAUUUAUGAACUCCAGUUGGGAUACACACUCUUUGCUUCAAAUGUUUAACGGUACUUGUGUGAUAGCAAUUACACAGCUGCAAAAGGAACUUGAUCCUACGUACUUACUAUUAUUUUUUUACGAAAAGAACAUGUUGCAUAACUGUAAACACUGUACUGGCAAUACUCUAGUAUGUUAACAUGCACACGUAUACUGUAUUGGAUGCCUGCCUGUAACCAAAUUAAGGUAAUUGUCAAUGAGAACCAAGUGAUACAAGUUCCCACAUAAAUUAACUAAAUAAAUAAUGAUGAUAGAGGAAUACUCUCCUCAUCAGCACAGACUAAGCAAACAUAAAUUAUCUUUCAGAUAUAUAAAGCCUAUUAAACACUGUUAUUGUUAGAUUAAAUGUCCCAUCACAAAAAUAAUAAUAUAAGGGCAUUAUUAUUAUUAUUAUUUUUUUAAAUAAAGCAAGUGACAUUUAAAUAUUUGAAGAAAGUCACAGACAGUGAAGUGGUACGUUCGCCUGGCUUUGGUGCAGGAAGUGUGUGUGCAGUUCCCACUAAGUGACAGUAUGGUUCUGAGUGAGAAUGGUUAUCUGUCUGUCUUGUGUGCGCUAGGACUGACCAGUGACCAGUUCAGGGUAUAGUCCGCCUUUCGCCCGAAGUCAGGUGGGAAAGGCACCAGCUCCCUGCAUCUCUCAACGGGAUAAGAAUUAGAUAUGAAUUAGAAAAUGGAUGGAUGGAUUGCUAUUUGAAGAGAUAAGUACACUAACUUUAUGUUUUUAUUGACAGCAGCAUAUCAUUCUGAUGAGCCCAUCUAACAACCAUGUGUAUUUGUUUAUUUGUACAUUGUCUGAAUUUUUCAACUGAUGACUGAAGAUGUAUCUGUAAACAAGCUAAAUGUUUUUAAAAUAUUGAAAUUUGUGUUACAUUUAUUCAUCUUUAAUGGUUAAGCAUGAUAAAUAAAAUGGUAAUUUUCCUUAAUCUGGUUACAUUGCAUGAUAAUAAAUAGUGUGCAUCUUAACACGCCAAGAAUGAUAUGAGUACAGUAUGUGAUAUUUUCUGCCAGCAGAGAAAAUAUAUCAGAUGUUUUGACAUGUUCUGAUAAAGGGUGUUUUUUUGUUUUUUUGUUUUCCUUUCUUACAGAUAUUCUUUCAUUGCAAUGGUUUUCAAGGAUGUGGAAUUUAAGCAUAUUAUAUAACUUCAAGAGCAGGUUAUGUAUUCAAGAAAUACAUUUGAUGUACCUUAUUCAAAAGAGAAAGCAAGCAUAUAAAUUCCCAAGAUUUUAUCAAAAAUCAGCAAAUGAGUAAGUAUAUAAUUAAUUUGAAAGCAAUUAUAAUUUAGUG